AUGUCAUUAAUUGCCAAUGCAACGGAAUUUACGGCUGAAUGUUAUGCAGUUGAAUCACUUCUUCAAUCAACACUUGAAUGUGUUUUUAAUUCAUCAUGUUUAAGUACUACAAUGAAAUUCUUUCUGGAUACUAAUUUGACUAAUAUCAAGCGUCUUGAUGCUAAUCAAACUCAAUAUCCACUUGAAACUAUUAUUGAUAUACUUGUUAAUAACUGA
Rotaria sordida is the source of this 216-nucleotide messenger RNA. Lineage: Eukaryota; Metazoa; Rotifera; Eurotatoria; Philodinida; Philodinidae. The record is from the annotation of a GenBank genome assembly.